Capsicum annuum is the source of this 1238-nucleotide messenger RNA. RefSeq names its product heavy metal-associated isoprenylated plant protein 36. The record is from RefSeq and is a predicted model, not a curated record. Gene Ontology annotation, molecular function: metal ion binding. The transcript is spliced from 3 exons. The coding region runs from base 188 to 1084 and encodes 298 amino acids. Lineage: Eukaryota; Viridiplantae; Streptophyta; Magnoliopsida; Solanales; Solanaceae.
GAAGCAUCUUAUGUCAUUUUCAACCUACACUAUCUACCCUUUGUACACAUUGCACUGCAACUCUCUGUUCUCUUCUCAUUUCAUGCUUUCACUCUCCCUCUUAAAUUCUCUUCCAUCAGUACACUACUUAGUACUUACGUACUCUCUUUAAAGAAAAGAAUCUCUGCAUUCAUCUCUACUUCUGAUUAUGGCCUCCGAAAAACAACCACUUCAGCUUCCUCCCCUUCACUACAGGACAUGGGUUUUGAAAGUUUCCAUCCACUGUCCAGGCUGCAAGAGAAAAGUCAAGAAAGUCUUGCAAAACAUCGAAGGUGUUUAUACAACAGAUAUUGAUCCACAGCAGCAGAAAGUCAUAGUGACUGGAAAUGUUGAAGUAGAGACUUUGAUAAAGAAGCUGAUAAGGAAUGGAAGGAGUGCUGAGCUAUGGCCAGAGCCAAAACCUUUACCGAAAGAGAAGAAACCAAAGCGAAAUGAAAACAGCGACGAGGAUGAUGAACAAGAAGAUGAUGAAGAUAACAAUAAUGAAAAAACAGCUGAAAAUGGUCCUCAAAAACAUGGUGUGAAAUUUGGUGCGGUUGAAACUUUCACUGUGGAUGUCAAAGAAGUUAGGCAAGACGAAAGGUUGCCGGAGAAUGUUGCCGUCGUUGAGAGGUUCCCGGCAGCGGAACAAAAGGCCGGUGGUGGAGGACAAGGUGCUAAGAAGAAGAAGAAAAAGAAAAAGAAGAAGAGUGGGAAUAAUAGUUCAAAUGCGAAUCCAGGGUCUAAUGGUGCACCACCAAGCAGCGAAUCAGAAAUCGCAAAAAUGGGUCCCAAUCAAAUGAUGGAUCAAGCAAAUCCUGUCCAUUCAUUUCAGCAUCCUUAUUCGAUGCCGUACGAUCAGAAUCCACCUACUUAUUAUGUUCCUCAGCAGACUUAUGUGGUGAGUUACAAUGCGGCACACCCUACCAUAAGCAGUGCGCCGCCAUAUUACUAUAUUCCAUCGUCACCGUACAUGCACUCUGAUAUUUAUAUCAAACAAUCCACACCGUUGGAUUCUUUUGAGAUCUUGAGUGACGAGAACCCCCAUGCUUGCCAUAUCAUGUGAUCAUGCUGGACGUUGAUGUGGUUUUGUAUAUUAAGAUAAUAGUAUUCAAAUUAUGGCAGGAAAUUAAAGUUUUAUUUGUAGUUGCAUCUUGCUUUAAUUUAGAUUUUUGACUGUAUGUUAUAAGAUCCUGUUAUUUCUGGAUGUAAAUUUUAGA